Messenger RNA from Penicillium hordei, 3792 nucleotides. Its product is annotated as pentatricopeptide repeat protein. The coding region runs from base 1 to 3792 and encodes 1263 amino acids. Gene Ontology annotation, molecular function: protein binding. The record is from RefSeq and is a predicted model, not a curated record. The transcript has a single exon. NCBI's taxonomy places the organism in Eukaryota, Fungi, Ascomycota, Eurotiomycetes, Eurotiales, Aspergillaceae.
AUGGUUUUCAAACCAUUCACCCACCUCGCGCGCCAGAGUUUCACCAAAGCCUUUACUCACGGCUAUGCUCAAUCCGUAGUCGCCGCGUCGCAGUCCUACGCGUCGACAACCCCCUUUAACCCCCUCGCCCAACCCGCCAAAUUCUCCCGCACAACCCAAUUACAGAAUGCUUUCUCCAAUGCGUCCAGUUCGUCCGGCGCUGGCGCCAAGGCAAGCCAAGGAGGAUCGGGAAAUGGAGAUCUCGGUCUAGCAGCCUACUAUGCCGCAUGGCAGAACGCCCAGCAGACCGGGGAUGAUAGCGACUGGACCCAGUUCGAGUUCAAGCGCCGUAUUGGCUGGAAGCCAACCGAGGAGACUGAUAAUGUUAACGAAGACCGGGCUGCAUCCGAUCUAUCUCCCCCUCAUCCUACGAAGGCUGCCAUGAACGAGGAUGUUAGUGCGCAAGUGGAGGAGGCCGUAGCUCGUGAGAUUCAGAUUCAGGAGGAACAGGCACAGGCCGAGGAGGCUGCACUGGGGGCAGAAGCAAGUGUUGAACCGACUGUGGAGGAUGCCGCCGUUUCGGAAGUGUCUGAAGCCAGCCACAUUGCUUCGGAUCGUGUUGUGCAACUGGCCAACUCCAACAAAUUUGCAGAAAUCCCCGCUGCAUUCGAAACUUUGCUACGAGACGGAUAUACCCCGACUGUCGUGGCAUAUAAUGCCCUGCUGGUCGCUGCCAUCCGUCUUCACCCUGAUGCUGCUCAGGCCAUUCCCAAGGCCCUCGAUGUCUACUCUGACAUGCUUCGUCGUAGGGUAAUUCCCGAUGAAGAUACCUAUGAGACUCUCGUUCAGCUUCUGGUCACCCGGUCUCACGAUAUCAUCAAGGCCAAGGAGGCAUUGGAGCAGGAACGCGUUCGAUUCGGUGGUAUGGAAGAGCCUGGCAAGUUCAUGCUUCAGUCGAGUGAAUUGGAGCGGGAUCUUCUCGCUGAGGAUACUUCCCUGUCUAUCGCUGUCAAGCUCUUUGAUACCGCCACUGCGCGACACAACCGACUUGUGUUCCCGGGCGAUAUGUACCGCCAUCUUAUCAUUGCCUGUGCCAAGGAAGGCAAGGUGGAGGAUAUGAUCCGGAUUUACGCCCACAUGGAAUCCCAGAAAAUGAUUCCGCAUGCCACUAUAUUCCCGUCCAUGAUUACCGCAUUUGCUUCCACUGGUGAUCUGCGGAGUGCCGUUGAAUGUUAUAACGAGUACCGAGGGCUUGCAGUCUCCGAUGACAGCGGCGUCUUCAGUAUCGUUCAGCGCCAGGAUGGCCAGGUCUAUGCUGCUGUGAUCCGUGCUUACCUGCACUGCGGUAAAGAGGAGGGUGCCACGCAAUUCCUUGAUCGGAUUCGUUCUUCGUUCGACGAGGUAACCGAAGGUCGUCAAGACCGAUGGUCUGCAGUGGAAGCCGUGAUUGUCGAGGAUGCACUUGUGCAACACUCGCUCAACAUGGGCGACCACAGCAAGGCAUUGGACCAGGCCAAGAAUGAGUUGCAUGAUGACGCUCGGAAUCAGGCCAUUUCCCGCAUCUGUAUUGCUGCAGCCGAUGCGGGCGAUCUCCCCACCGCUUCUGCGGCCUACGAUAGUCUGCCCACUGCACCUGACGUACGACAGAACCCAGCUAUUUCCCUGUUGGCCCUUCAAGUCCGCCGGGGCAAUGUUUCCGCUGCCCGUUCCUUGUGGAUCAUGCUGAACACGGUGGGUCAGGCAACCCCGGAUCUGGUCCAGCCGACAGCUAUGUAUGCCGUCGCUCUGCUCAAGAGUGGAAAUGUUGAGGAAGGUCUUGACCAGGCCCGCCACAUGUUUAAGCGUAUCCGCAACACCGCCCAAGAUCAACACGCUGCCGUCGCCAGAGAACAGAUUACCGAGUCACUUCAUCUCUUCGGUCGCGUCCUCAUGCAGUCGGCUGUGAUUCUCUCCCCUCAGUCGUCUAUGACCCUGUUGUGGUCCAUGCUAGAGAACGGUGGUCUAGUGUCUCCCCUCGCUGAGCACGCUGUCGCCAACCUUGGUCCCAUCGGUAUCUCCCAGCUCAAGGCUGCCGACCUCACCUUGGCGCUCCAAGUCCAGGCUGGCAUGCUGGUCAGCAGUGGUUCCAUGCUGUUCGAUGUCGCUCAUCCCGUCCGCUUUGCCCACAUGCUCGAUGUCGCUCUGUCUUCUGCCCUCCCUCUCGAUCUCUACACCACUGGCCUCGUCGACCAGGCUGUUGGCAAGCUCUUUGUCAGUCGCCCUGAUGUCGUCAAGAAGUGGCAAGAUUAUCUGGAGGCUGGCUCCCAGACCUCCGUUUCACCUUCGCAGAUGUUCCUUUCGUCUGAUCGUCAAAGCCCCGUCUCCAUGGCGGAGACCUCGAUCACAACUCCGUCUGCUGCUCCCGAAUCGUUUGAUCCCUAUGCUCACGCGACCGACUUCCGCGGAUCCGCCAUCAUCGCAGAGGAGCUUGAGAAGACUAGCGGGCGCACCGAGACUCACCUCAAUGAGGCUCUGACUCGUCUGAACAACAUGCGCCGCACUGGUCGUCACCCGCGCUACAUCACCUAUGCUAAGCUGAUUACCGCUGCGGCCAAGGCUGGUCGCAUGACCCUGGCUCACGACAUUCAUAGCAUGGCACGGGCUGAUGUUCCCCUGGAUAUGAACUUUAGCGUUGUCAAAUACGGAUGGGUCUCCAUUCUUGAUGCCAUGGUUGCUGCUUGUCUCACCAUUGGCGACCGCCAGCUUGCUGCUCAGUACCACCAGGAGCUUCUCACUCUCGGUUCCGCACCCUCGGCUAACACUUUCGGCUUGUACAUCACCACCCUCAAGGAGUCUACCAAGACCUUCGACGAGGCUACUGAGGCCCUCAAGGUCUUCCACCGUGCUGUCGCUGAAGGCGUGGAGCCUACCUCCUUCCUGUACAACGCGCUGAUCGGCAAGUUGGGCAAAGCCCGCCGCAUUGACGACUGCCUUGCGUACUUUGCCGAGAUGCGUGCCAACAACGUGCGCCCGACCAGUGUUACCUACGGAACAAUCGUGAAUGCCCUCUGCCGUGUGAGUGACGAGCGCUUCGCCGAGGAGAUGUUCGAAGAGAUGGAGUCCAUGCCCAACUACAAGCCGCGUCCCGCACCUUACAACUCCAUGAUCCAGUACUUCCUCAACACCAAGCGCGACAUCAGCAAGGUCCUAGACUACUACGAGCGCAUGCAGGCCCGCAACAUCCAGCCCACCCUACACACCUACAAGCUUCUCAUUGACGCACACGCCUCCCUAGAGCCAGUAAACAUGGCUGCCGCCGAAGCCGUGCUGGAAUCCAUGAAGGCCGCAGGCCACCAGCCGGAUGCCGUGCACUACGCCUCGCUAGUGCACGCCAAGGGCUGCGUCCUGCACGAUCUCGCCGGCGCGCGCAAAGUCUUCGACGCCGUCGUCUCCGACCGCCGUGUUCGUCUCCAGCCAUGCCUCUACCAAGCUCUCUUCGAGUCAAUGGUCGCCAACCACCGCGUCACCGACACCGAAGAAGUUGUCCAGAACAUGUUCGCACGCAAGGUCGAGAUGACCGCCUAUAUUGCCAACACACUGAUCCACGGCUGGGCCGCCGAGGGUAACGUGUCCAAGGCCAAGGCCAUCUACGACAGCAUCGGCAUUCAGAAGCGAGAGCCCAGCACCUACGAAGCGAUGACCCGUGCGUUCCUGAGCGCCGAGGAUCGCACCAGUGCCGCCACCAUCGUCCAGGAGAUGAUGUCGCGCGGAUACCCUUCUGCGGUGGCCGGCAAGAUCGUUGAUCUCAUCGGUGGAGCUUCCGCCUCUCUCUAA